This is a messenger RNA of Exophiala xenobiotica, 2156 nucleotides long. RefSeq lists its product as uncharacterized. Gene Ontology annotation, biological process: proteasome-mediated ubiquitin-dependent protein catabolic process. Gene Ontology annotation, molecular function: ubiquitin protein ligase activity; protein binding. The record is from RefSeq and is a predicted model, not a curated record. Gene Ontology annotation, cellular component: cytoplasm; GID complex; nucleus. Lineage: Eukaryota; Fungi; Ascomycota; Eurotiomycetes; Chaetothyriales; Herpotrichiellaceae. Bases 173 to 1405 code for a protein of 410 amino acids. The transcript has a single exon.
CGCAGCCAUUUGAUCUUCCGCGUGCCCAGGUGGCGCAUCAAGCACGGUGAAAUCAUCUACCCUCUUCUCCUCAUAAGGCAUUUGUAAGGAGCAGAAUUCCUCAAGCCUGCCGCCGGCCAUGAAACAGACGAACCCCGGACGAAGUUGAUAACCGUUGGACCGAUCGUCCGCCAUGGAUGCCAUUCAGAAAGAGCAUGACAAGGUGUGGAACAACAGCAAGCAGUCGAAGACCCUCCAAAAUGUCGACGACAUUAUCAAGCAGCUCCAAAGGGCGCGGGACGCCAUUGCCGAAGAUCCUAAUUCAAGACAAAUCACUCUUGCGAAACUGCAAAACCCGGUCAAGACCUCCUUUGACGGCAUAUUCACUGGCCUAAAAGACACGCAUGGGCUGCACAACAAGUAUACGAGAGCCUUGGAUAAGGUCUUUAAGGAGAAAGUCCCCAGCAAUGAGAUCGACGCACUGUCUGCCCAUCCUACACUCAUCAACCGAGCCAUAUAUUUACACUUGCUCAGAGAAGGACUGUUUGAUGUGGCCUCGACGUUCCAUACCGAAGCAAUGGAGCGACAAAGAAUGCAGCAAGAGACAGCGGCUCAUCUGGGCUUGGACAUCUCGAUGGAGCAUCCUUUGGGUCUUGAUAAGAGCUCGGAAGAAAACAUGCAAGAGCAGUUCUCCAACAUGUACCAUAUCCUCAGCGAGCUGAAGGACAACCACAAUCUCCAACCAGCUAUCGACUGGGCACGGUUCAACGCGGCAGCGCUGGAGGCACGUGGGAGCAAUCUAGAAUUCGAACUCUGCAGGUUACAAUUUGUCAGCCUCUUCAUGGAGCAGCGAGACGAAGACCAACAUGAAUUCGCCGGGCCGAUGCGGGCUCUGCAGUACGCUCAAACGGAGUUUCAGUCUUUUCGAGGAAGAUACCUGGUAGAAAUACAGCAGCUCAUGGGAGCCAUCCCAUUCUGCUCCAAUCUGGCAGAGUCGCCCUACAACAUCAGAUUCAACAAUUGCACGGCUUGGGACGAGGUUGCUACCUCUUUUACCCGCGAGUUCUGCUCUUUGCUCGAGCUGUCGGCAGACUCGCCACUAUACGUGGCUGCAACUGCCGGAGCCAUCGCCUUGCCGACGUUGAUGAAGCUGCAAACAAUACAGAAACAGAAGCGAACAGAAUGGACGUCACAGAACGAACUGCCCGUCGAGACACCAUUACCUCCUUCCUACCGGUUUCAUUCUAUCUUCGUUUGUCCGGUCUCCAAGGAGCAGUCAACAGAUCAAAAUCCUCCAAUGAUGCUACCGUGCUGCCAUGUCAUCGCACAGGAGUCUCUGCAAAAGCUCAGCAAGGGCGCCAAAUUCAAGUGCCCGUACUGCCCAAUAGAGAGUCACCCCAAAGAAGCGAAAAGAGUCUUCUUGUGAGGAAUGUAUGGUUUGCAGACACACUGCGUAGGGAGUAUACGCAAGGCAGCCCUUGUGCUGGAACUUCCCUCUCACUUACGGAGUAUGGAGUAUAUAUGUCUUAAUGUCAUCAAGUCAUCUCAACGAUUCAGUGCCAGAUAUAGGGAUAUAGGCUUACCAAGGGCACAAAGCCCAGCUCUACACGCUGAUUAGGCGCCGCUUGCUCGAGGCUUAUGCCAGGAACAAACUCGCUAAUUGAAAGCCUACCCUUUCCGGAUUUUUAAUGCAGGUGCAAAUGCUUGACUAGCGGUCUGGGGUCCGAACAAGCCGACCGAAGCCUCAUGUUUCAUCUUCUUUCUGGUCCCCACUGAUAUGCAAAAGCUACACACCCUCUUCUUGAGAUUCUCGCUCUUCCCGGUCGAAGACCGUCGGUACGAGUAGCGGCGCCAGAUGAGUUUGGCUUUUCUUGGUCGUGGGGUCGUCCAUCAGUAUACGACUCAUAUGGCAGCCUGCCAUGUGUCACACUCGGUACGUUGCACACACCGGCGCACCAUGCAUUUCGCGAUGGUACCUGUGGCGUGAUGCAACACUUGGUCUUCGACUAUCACAGAGCAUCCGAUGUGAUGUGCCAGGCCGGGAGAUGGGCUCAGGUGGCGAAAAUGCACAUGCAGUUUGCUUCGGCUGCCAGAACGAGGGCAGUGUGGGUGGCUGGGCACUAUGUAGCUUCAUACCCAUGUAGGCCCCCGGGUUUCUGGGCUGAGGCAGACCUGGG